AUGGGUAAUUGCGAGUCCUACCACACAGACUUGUUCCCUUUUUGGAAGCGAGUCCUCCGUGCCGAAAGCCUCCCCGACCCGAUCGCGUCGUCGGCCAUCUUGGACAGCUUGGGUGGUGCACCUUGCAAAUGUCUGCCGGGGGCCGCCUCCGCUGCCGUAUUGAUCCUGCAUGUUUCCCCUCCCACGGCCCUCCCUCACUCCCGCGCAGGGGCAGAAGGCGUGAAGGGCGGCGCAGCGACUGAGGGAGGCAGGGACGGAGAUGACAAAUCUAAUUAUUUUUCCCUAUUAUUACAGGUGGUCAAGUACUGCGAACAUGUGCACGGAAAAUGGCACUUCAGCGAGGUGCGCGCCAUCUUCAGCCGGCGCUACCUCCUUCAGAACACCGCCCUCGAGAUCUUCCUCGCCUCAAGGACGUCGGUGUUCUUCGCGUUCCCCGACCAAACGACGGUCAAGCGCGUGGCCAAGGCGCUGCCCCGAGUGGGUGUGGGCAUCAAGUAUGGCAUCCCGCAGACGCGAAGAGCCUCCAUGAUGUCCCCGAGGCAGCUCUUCCGCGCAUCCAACAUGACGCAGAAGUGGCAGCGCCGCGAGAUCUCCAACUUCGAGUACUUGAUGUUCCUGAACACUAUUGCAGGUCGGACCUACAAUGACCUGAACCAGUACCCGGUGUUCCCCUGGGUCCUCACCAACUUCGACACACACGAACUUGACCUUUCCCAACCGUCCAACUACAGAGACUUAUCCAAGCCCAUCGGCGCCCUGAACCCCUCGCGCCGCGCCUUCUUCGAGGAGCGCUACAACUCCUGGGAACACGACCAGAUUCCUCCCUUCCACUACGGCACUCACUAUUCCACCGCGGCCUUCACUCUCAACUGGCUCAUUAGACUUGAACCCUUCACCACCAUGUUCUUGGCCCUGCAAGGAGGCAAGUUCGACCACCCGAACCGCAUGUUCUCCUCCGUCGCCACAGCUUGGAAGAACUGUCAGCGAGACACUUCUGAUGUCAAGGAACUCAUCCCAGAGUUUUACUACCUACCGGAGAUGUUUGUGAACUGGAACAGGUACAAACUUGGAGCAACAGAAGAGGACGGGAUUGUUGAUGACGUUGUUCUUCCACCUUGGGCUUCUUCACCAGAGGAAUUUAUCCGGAUCAAUAGAAUGGCACUGGAGUCAGAAUUUGUAUCAUGCCAGCUCCACCAGUGGAUUGACCUCAUCUUUGGCUACAAACAACGUGGACCCGAAGCUGUACGAGCCACCAAUGUCUUCUACUACCUCACCUACGAAGGAUCUGUAGAUUUGGAUUCUAUACAGGAUCCUGUGAUGAGGGAGGCAAUUGAGAACCAGAUAAGAAACUUUGGACAGACACCUUCACAGCUGUUAAUGGAGCCCCAUCCACCUCGCUCCUCUGCUAUGCAUUUAUCACCUCUGAUGUUCUCUGGUGUGUGCGAGGACGUGUGUAUGGUUAUGAAGUUUGUGAGCAACUCUCCCAUCUGUCAUAUCUCUGCUAAUACUUACCCUCAGCUUCCUCUUCCAUCUGUUGUCACCAUCACAAACAACCAUCAUUUCGCAAUCAAUCGCUGGAACACCAACUAUUCAGUGAAUGUACAGAGUCCCAGCUAUGCUGAAGGAAGCCAGUCACCGUCCACUCUCUUGCCUCUGUCCAUGGAUCCCGUCCUUCAACAAGCUGCAACAGGCAACAGCAGUAGCCAACAGCAGAAGCGUCACCUGGGAGACAACUUCAGUCAGAAGGUUCGCAUGAGGAGCAACUGCUUUGUUACAACAGUGGACUCAAGGUUCAUCAUUGCCUGCGGCUUUUGGGACAACAGUUUCCGUGUCUUCUCUACAGAAACAGCAAAGAUUGUGCAGAUAGUGUUUGGUCACUAUGGUGUGGUUACGUGCCUGAGUCGCAGCGAAUGUAACAUCACCAGUGACUGCUAUGUAGCAUCAGGGGCACAUGACUGCACAGUUCUCUUGUGGCACUGGAAUGCACGGACACAGAUGAUCAUGGGUGAGGGAGAUUCGCCAACACCACGAGCAACACUAACUGGACAUGAGACAGAGGUCACAGCUGUUGUCAUCUCAGCUGAGCUUGGUCUUGUAGUAUCAGGUUCAAAGGAUGGACCUGUUCUUAUUCACACCACAUCUGGAGAUUUGUUGAGGUCCUUAGAAGCACCAGAUGGCUUCCUGUCUCCUGAAAAUGUUGCCCUGUCUCGUGAGGGCUUGAUAGUCAUCAACUAUGAUCGAGGACAUGUGGGUGCUUAUACCAUGAAUGGAAAGAGACUGCGACAUGAAUCCCACAAUGAUAAUAUUCAGUGUGUUAUCCUGAGCCGUGAUGGAGAGUACAUGAUGACUGGAGGAGACAAGGGUAUUGUUGAAGUGUGGCGCACUUUCUCUCUUGCCCUUCUGUAUGCCUUCCCAACCUGUGACUCUGCAAUCAGAUCUCUUGCACUUUCACAUGAUCAGAGAUUCCUGAUGGCUGGUUUGUCAACUGGAUCCAUUGUUGUGUUCCACAUUGACUUCAACCGCUGGCACCAUGAGUUCCAGCAACGUUACUGAACACUUCCCUUGUGUACUUAUCAUUCCCAAUGUUGACCGCACAAGAACAGGAAACAUUGCAAAAUAGGUAGAAGAAGCAAGACCAAGAUAUUUAGAUGUAUAUUCAAAUCAAUAUGAGAAAGCUCUUGUCAUACUGAUAAUUGGUUAACCUGCUUCCAUGGUUUCCUUUGUGUCAUUACAUAUACUAUAUGUAAGUUACAUGUUACAGGUCAGAUUGACUGGAAAAGUGGAAGAUGGAAAUCUUUUUAGAAACUGUUUUUAAGAGAAUCAGAAUAGUAGUCAUUAGUCUUUUACUGAUGACUUAUACAAGAAAGUGUUUUUACUGUAACUGGAUGUUUUAAUUGCAAUGACUGAAUAUUAAGUGGGUAAGACUGCCAAGCUUGAAUUACUAUUAAGUAUGCAAAAAGGAAAAAAGAAUUUGUCUUUUAUAUGUAGUUGCCAUCUUUUAUUUUGUGAGCACAUGAGCUUAAACUAGGUUGAUUGACUUUUCAAAUACCUUGAAGCUCAUUAGGCUUUGUGAUAGACUGUACUUACAUUGAUGAAUCUUUAUUAGCAUUUUUAGCUGUAGUGUUUGGGUUUGCUAGAGAGCAUUAAUAUUAAAGAUAAAAGUUUGUCA
This is a messenger RNA of Penaeus monodon (black tiger shrimp), 3169 nucleotides long. Its product is annotated as neurobeachin-like. The transcript is spliced from 18 exons. Gene Ontology annotation, biological process: intracellular protein localization. NCBI's taxonomy places the organism in Eukaryota, Metazoa, Arthropoda, Malacostraca, Decapoda, Penaeidae. Gene Ontology annotation, cellular component: membrane; cytosol. Gene Ontology annotation, molecular function: protein kinase binding. Bases 1 to 2553 code for a protein of 850 amino acids. The record is from RefSeq and is a predicted model, not a curated record.